This is a messenger RNA of Vespula vulgaris, 681 nucleotides long. RefSeq names its product MD-2-related lipid-recognition protein-like. The record is from RefSeq and is a predicted model, not a curated record. Gene Ontology annotation, biological process: intracellular cholesterol transport. NCBI's taxonomy places the organism in Eukaryota, Metazoa, Arthropoda, Insecta, Hymenoptera, Vespidae. Bases 16 to 573 code for a protein of 185 amino acids. Gene Ontology annotation, molecular function: sterol binding. The transcript has 5 exons.
GGCUUUGUCAUAAAGAUGAGGACGAAGAAGCGAAUACGACCCUCGACGAUGCUUUUCUUUCACUCGUCUCUGUACCGUAGACCGAGAAUGAACGGAAACAGUGAAUUCGUCUUUGUUGCUCUGCUCCUGGCUUUGUCAUCGUUCAAGAGCUACGCGGAAGUCGUACAUUUUCGCGAGUGUCCCAAACCAACCCCCGAUGCAGUCUCCAACUGCACUAUACACGAGGUACGCGUCGAUCCUUGCAGAGAAGCUGCUGAAGAUAAACCGUGCCGACUUAGAAGGGGAUACAAUUCGAGCAUAAGUUUUGAUUAUACGCCUAACUUCAGUGGAGAUACAUUAGAAACUCGGGCGUAUUGGGCUAGUGCUCUUACUGAUCUUCCGUUUCUAGGAAUGAGUAGUGAUGCUUGUACAAUGACUUCGUGCCCGGCCGUGCCGGGUCAAAAGCAAACUUAUAACGUGCAAUUAUUUAUCUCGAAAAAAUUCCCAAUCAGAACAUACGACCUCAAGUGGAAGAUAUGGAAUCAGCAAGAGCAAGAAUGUUGUUUCAUGUUCCAAAUUAAGUUACACAAAUGACGACGGUAGGCAAUUUCGGCUUUAAUACUAAUUGUCUCGACCGUCAAUUGUAAUGUACAAUUGUCAUUUCUGUUUUGGUAAUUAAAAUAAAAUUCAACUCUACGACUA